AUGACUGUCAACUUAAUGAUAGGGUUUUCGGGGCAAAAAUUCACCUGGACAAAUAAAAGAAAACUUGACCCUAUUUUUGAAAGACUUGACAGGGCCCUUUAUAACUCAGAAUGGCUGACCAUGUAUCCUGAAUCAAACCUUUACCACCUCCCUAGACUUGGGUCGGAUCACUGCCCAAUUUUCCUAUCAACAAGUCCUAUCCAAAGAACUCCGUAUCCCAAUCAUUUCAAAUUUGAGCCAAUGUGGACCAUGGACCCCUCAUUUUCUCCCUUAAUUGGUAACGAAUGGGCAAAGUCGAGUGGUUCCUUCAUGGAACGCAUCCUGGACCUUCGGUUACCAAUAAAGGUUUGGGCAAAAAAUGUUUUUGGUAGUGUGCAUAGGAAAAUAAAUAUCCUCAUGGCUAGGUUGGAGGGGGUCCAGCGGAGUCUGUGUAAUCACCCUGCCUCAUCCUACCUCUUUGAACUGGAAUUUGUGCUAAAAAAUGAGUUGGAAAGAAUUUUUGUGCAAGAAGAGUCGUUUUGGCACAUUCGGUCAAGGGCAAAUUGGAUCAGUUAUGGGGACAAAAAUACUUCUUUCUUUCAAAAAUCGGUUUUAAAAAGGAGAGCCCGGAACAGAAUUGUCCAACUUCGGGAUGAAGUGGGGAAUACUGUUUCGGGAGAGGAAGAAAUUCAGAAACAUGUUGCUCUUUUUUUUGACAAAUUAUUCACCACUUCAAAGCAGGAAAUUCAAUGGGAUACGGGUGAUGGGUUGGCUGUUGGAAACCAGAGGGACCUUUAUGAUAUCUCAGGAAUUCCUUCUUUUUGUGAAAUAAAAGAGUCCAUGUUUAGCAUAGGAGAGUUCAAGUCCCCGGGCCCGGAUGGUUUCCAUUCUCAUUUCUAUAGGACCCAAUGGGAGCUUAUAAAGAGUGAUUUGUGUGGGUUUAUUGUGGAAAUUUUUAGGAAAAGGAGCAUUCCUCCGGAGUUAAACUCCACAAAUAUUGUGUUAAUCCCAAAAACGGACAACCCGGAGUCAAUUAAGAAUUUUAGGCCUAUAAGCCUUUGUAACACUCUGUAUAAGGUGGUGACAAAAAUCAUUGUGAAUAGGAUGAAACCUUUCCUAGGGAACCUUAUCUCCCCGAAUCAAAACGCUUUUAUUCCAAAUAGGGGGACGGACACAAACUUCAUAGUGGCCAUUGAGAUCCUCCAUUCCAUGAAUAACAAGAAGGGAAAAAAGGGUUGGUUUGCGUUUAAAAUAGAUCUUGAGAAAGCUUAUGAUAAACUUGAGUGGGAUUUUAUCCGAAAUUGUCUUUGUGGCCUAGGCUUUAGUAAGGACUCCAUUACCCUUAUCAUGAGCUGCAUAUGUACUACCAGGACGGCCGUGAUGAUAAAUGACUCAUCCACCAGGAUUGUGAGAAAAAAAAAAUGGACCCCUUUUGCCCUAGGAAGAAAUGCCUUAGCUAUAUCCCAUUUGCUCUUCGCGGAUGACCUUGUCCUCUUCGGGGAGGCAACCAGUAAGACCCUUAACACCAUGCCAUCCCUUCGUAUUACAUGCAGUGCUACUCCAUCCACAAGAGUAUUAUUUCUGAUAUCAAUUCCAUUGCUAGCAAUUUCCUUUGGCAAUCUGGCCCGCAAAAAAGAGGGGUCCAUCUCAUCUCUUGGGAGUUGGGACAAUGUCUGUAAGCCAAAGUGGAAGGGGGGUCUGGGUGUGCGAAACCUCUUUGCGAAAAACAAGCUCCUCAUUUCUAAGCUUUGUUGGAGGUUGGCCUCUUUCCCUUCAAACUUAGCAUCCCAAAUUAUCGUUAGAAAAUAUCUGUUUAGUAGACCGGCAGCUUUUGGGUUUAAUAAGGGAUCUUAUAUCUGGAGAGGGUUAAAGGACCCGUGGGAAUGUUACAAAAAUUCGUGCCAAUGGGUUGUGGGAAAUGGAUUUAGUAUUGAUCUGUGGAAUGAUAAGUGGGUGGGAGGGUCCCCUAUUAGAGAGCAAAUCCAUGGCCCUUUAUCCCUGGUAGAUGAAAGUUUGCAUGUUAAGGACCUUAUUAGAAAUGGUGAAUGGUUUUUCGAAAAGAUAAGCUUUAACAUCCCUCACUCCCUUGUGAAAGAAAUACAAUGCAUCCCAAUCCCCAUUAAUCCCCUUGAGGAUAAACCAAUUUCAAAAUACGUUGUGAAAGAUAAAUUUGUGUUGAAAUUGGCUUAUAAUGAUCUAAUUGCCCGACAUAGUGGGAAUAACUUUGAUUUUAGAGUGAUUUGGGAUUCCCCUACUCUCCCCAAGAUAAAAAAAAUUUUGUGGCAAGUCUGCCUGGACUCCCUUCCUUCAAAUUAUGCCUUAGCUAAAAGGGGAAUGGGGGUGUCUUCUUCGUGCCCUUUCUGCCCCCUUUCAGUUGAGGAUGCUGCCCAUAUUUUAAAAAAUUGUGUUAGGGCGAAGGAAGUUUGGGACCUUGUCAAUGAUUUCAAUAUCCAAUCAAAUUUAAAUUUUGAGUCUUGGUUAAUAAAAAACAUCCAAAAUCCAGCCCAAUGGAGAAAUGGGACUUGGUCCAUGGCUUUCCCCUUUACCUUAUGGUUUAUUUGGAAAAGAAGAAAUGCAUGGAUUUUUUCCAGGGAAAACAUGAAAGCAAAGGAGUGCUUGUAUAAGGCAUCCUUGGCUUUUCUGGAAUACUUGGCCCAUAACCCCCCACCCCCAACCGUUGCUAACCAAAGCUGCCACCCCUUGACAAACCCGAUCUGGAUACCACCCCAACCCCCAAAUUUUAAGAUGAACACAGAUGCUUCGUGGAAAACGGGUUCUCUUGUAGCAGGUCUGGCAGGUAUUACCCGAGACCAUAAAGGGCAAUGGAUUUUGGGCUUCAAAGGAAAAUGUUUGGCGGACUCAAGUUUUAUGUCGGAACUUAUGGCAAUCAGGAAAUGUCUGCAAAUAGCAUUACAGUUACAAUGGAGGAACCUCAUCCUCUCUUCGGAUUGCAAGGAAGCAGUGAGAUAG
Spinacia oleracea (spinach) is the source of this 2949-nucleotide messenger RNA. RefSeq lists its product as uncharacterized. The record is from RefSeq and is a predicted model, not a curated record. Bases 1 to 2949 code for a protein of 982 amino acids. The transcript has 3 exons. Lineage: Eukaryota; Viridiplantae; Streptophyta; Magnoliopsida; Caryophyllales; Amaranthaceae. Gene Ontology annotation, molecular function: RNA-DNA hybrid ribonuclease activity; nucleic acid binding.